This is a messenger RNA of Schistosoma haematobium, 2509 nucleotides long. RefSeq lists its product as uncharacterized. The transcript is spliced from 4 exons. The coding region runs from base 1 to 1911 and encodes 636 amino acids. The record is from RefSeq and is a predicted model, not a curated record. NCBI's taxonomy places the organism in Eukaryota, Metazoa, Platyhelminthes, Trematoda, Strigeidida, Schistosomatidae.
AUGGAGAGAUUACAACAAUUAUUAAAACAGCAGUCAUUGACACAAACACCCUUUCAACAACAACAACAACAACAACAGAAACAAAUGCAGAAUCAGUUAUUCAACUCACAAAGCUAUAUGAAUUCUACAAAUUCCCAUGAAAAACAUGUUAAUAACGAAGAUGAUGAUGAUGAUGAUGAAUCAUUACAAGAAUUUUCAAAACCUAAUAAUAACCAAAGCCAUCAACAACAAAAACAAACUCAAUUACCACAACAGACACCGCCACCUAUAUACCAACAAAAUUUUUCACAACAAGAACAAUUAGAACAGUCAACCAAAUCAGAGUUUUCAUUUCGUCAUCAAUCACAAGCACAACCAUCUCAAGCAUCAUCGCUACAACCAUCAAUGGAGCAACCGUCAACAUUGAUGUCUUUGGAAAAUACUCAACAACAACAACAACAAUCGACUGAUCAACCAUUCAAUCGAAAAUUUCGUCAAUCUUGGCGUAAAACUCCAGAUAAUUUACCAACUAAAGAAUUGAAAAAAGCAACUAAAUUACUAGAUAAUGAUAUUAGUUUACAAGAUGACGAUUAUGAAGAAGAGAUGACAGAAGAUGAUAUAUUUAAAUUACAUGAAGAAUUGGAAAAUGCACGAGUACAAAAUAAUGAAAUGAAAACAGCAUUAAUUGAAGCUCGUACUAUUAUUGAUCAACAACAAAAUCAAUUAACGGAAUUUCGACGAUAUGCUGCACAAUAUCAAACUGAUGCUGAAGCAUUUAAAAUGAAAAGUAUGUUUUUACUAAAUAAUACACAAACACAUGAUGAACAAGUCAAUAUAUUAAUUAAUGCAUGUGAACGUUUAGAAGCGGAAGUUGAUGCACUCACUUGGCAAUUAGAUCGAACUAAACAAUCAUUAGAUUUAAAAACACAAGAAUGUAAUUUUCUUAAUGAACAAUUAGAUGAAAUACAAUUGAAUGGUAGUUAUCAUAGUCCUAAUUUAACAGUAGAUAAUAAUAAUCAUAAUCAUCAUACAAGUAGUAUAAGUAGAUUAGAUAAAUUAAAAACUGGUACUGAUCAAUGUAAUUCUAUAUUAAGUACAGAAUAUAAAUCAUUCACAGGUAAUAGUCAAUUAUUACAAAGGAAUACAAUGAUGUCAGAAUCAGAUAUAAAUAAUGAUAUAAAAAAACUUCAUGAUGAAAUUAUUAAUUAUGAAAAAAAAGAAAAACAAUGGGAAGAAACACAUGAAGAAUUAUUACAGAGACAAAAAUUAUUAGAAGAAGAGAAAAAACAACAAGAUUUAAUUAUUGCUCGAUUAGCUAAUGAACAGGUAGUUGGAAAAAACCUUAAUAAUUCACAGAAUGAUAACAAUCAACAUGAUGAAAUUCCAGCUGAAAUUAUAGCCAAAUUAAAUAAUUUACAUGAAGAAAAAACAACAUGGAGAUUGUAUGCAACAAGUUUAGUACGUAGUUUUGUUGAAAAUUGUGAAGAAUUUAUACGUAAAACACCAUAUAAUGAACCAUAUUUUGAAAGUGAAACUGAACGUCGUUGGUAUACAUAUUCAAUGCAUUUAUUAGAAAAUUUAUUAAAUGUUGCACCAUAUCAAUUAUCUAAAACUGAUUUAAACUUAUUAAAACGUACUAAAAAUCCAAUAACAAAUCAUUCAAUGUUCCAACAAACAACAGAAUCGAAUAAUCCACCAGAAUUAUUGACUGCAUUAGAUUUUCCAUCACAAGUUCAAUUAAAUAAUUCAUAUGUAGGAGGAGGAGGAGGAAGAAAUAUACAAUUCGAUGGAUUAGUACAACAACAACAAUCACAAAAUACAUUUACACAAGGAUAUGAUUCAUAUAAUCGUGAAUCAAAACAAUCAUAUCAACAACGUGCAGCUCGUGCAGCAUCGAAACCAUUGACAAAUUUCUAUCGUAAGAAGAAGUAAAUAGAUAAUCAAAAAAAAAGACGAAUCACCUGUCGUUUUUAUUACAAUUCAUAUACAUUAUUAAACUGGCAGAAAAUUGUACAUAAAUUUUGUUGAAUUAACAAACAGAAAAGAAAAAUGGAAGCAAGACUAUAAUUUAUGAACGAAUCAAUCAGAUUUAGGAUAACAGUAAUUGAAUUUUGGAGCGAAAUUCAUUCAUCCACUUGGCAAAAUAGCAUUUUAGCUUAAGUCAAUUCGUGAUGAAAACCCUAAAUCUAAUUCCUCGCACUGAUUUGUAACCGUCAUUCAGUCCUAGUUAGUGGACGGCUAUUCUCAAGAUCACUUUAGCGUCGCCUAAACACCGUCCAUAAAUUAUAGUCUUAUCAUAUGGACAAUACAAGAUGAAUGUGUACAUAACUACCGUUCAAUUGUUAACAAUGUGAUGUAGGAAAACUUCAUAAUGCUUGUUUGAUAUAUUUCGUUUUUAAAAAAACUAUGGAAGAAGUGCCUUUUAUAUACUUAUAUAUUUUUUAAGAAAUCAGUCAUCUUGUAUACUUAUUUGUUAUCUUUACCUUAAUCAAACGUCUUUUUAUUAAAUAAUAAAGAAGUGAACAGACGA